UGUUGCCACGGAAGCCACAUUCUGAGUUGAGGAGUGGAAAGGUAACAGUUUGCUUUCAGUUUCAAAGAUCUCCCCAAAAGAUAUGGUUGCUCUUUUUCUGGAAAAGCCUGAUUGGUAGGAUUCCUCCAAAGGCUCAGCCCGAAGACCUUUAUGCCAUCCCCUCAUCAACUUCAAAACCGAAGCUUGCCAAUAACCACGGGGGAAACCUGCUGGGUUCCAUCAUUUCACACAAAUGGCCAAUUCUGGAGGCAGCGCUGUUUGCAAUGGGCAUCUCCACAGUCACAGGAAACAGAGUGACAGCUCGCAGAACGGAGACUGCAGAAGGAACGGGGCAGUGAGAGAAGCCCAGCAAAAUGGGAAGCCACAUUUUUAUGAGAAGCCGAUUGUUGAAUCCUUUGAGGAGGCACCCCUUCACGUGAUGGUUUUCACUUAUAUGGGAUAUGGAAUUGGAACCCUAUUUGGCUAUUUCAGAGACUUUUUGAGAAACUGGGGAAUAGAAAAAUGCAAUGCAGCUGUAGAGCGAGAAGAACAAAAAGAUUUUGUGCCGCUGUACCAAAACUUUGAGAAUUUUUACACACGAAACCUUUACAUGAGAAUCAGAGACAACUGGAACCGACCCAUUUGCAGUGCCCCAGGACCUCUGUUUGACGUGAUGGAGAGGGUGUCAGAUGACUACAACUGGACAUUUAGGUUCACUGGAAGAGUCAUCAAAGAUGUUAUCAACAUGGGCUCCUAUAACUUCCUUGGCCUGGCAGUCAGGUACGAUGAAUCUAUGAGGACAGUGAAGGAUGUUUUAGAGGCGUAUGGCGUAGGUGUGGCCAGUACCAGACAUGAAAUGGGAACCUUGAAUAAGCAUAAAGAGUUGGAGGACCUUGUGGCUAAGUUCCUGAAUGUAGAAGCAGCCAUGGUCUUUGGGAUGGGAUUUGCAACUAACUCAAUGAAUAUCCCUGCACUAGUUGGAAAGGGAUGCCUCAUUUUAAGUGAUGAGUUAAACCAUGCAUCUCUUGUGCUUGGGGCCCGACUCUCAAGUGCAACCAUAAGGAUCUUCAAACACAACAACAUGCAAAGCCUUGAGAAGCUCCUGAGAGAUGCUGUAAUCUACGGCCAGCCUCGAACCCACAGAGCUUGGAAAAAGAUUCUCAUCAUGGUGGAGGGCGUCUACAGCAUGGAAGGUUCCAUUGUGAAUCUGCCCCAGAUCGUGGCUCUGAAGAAGAAAUACAAGGCUUACCUCUACAUGGAUGAAGCUCACAGUAUUGGGUCUGUGGGCCCAACUGGCCGGGGUGUAGUGGAAUUCUUUGGAAUGGACCCUCAAGAUGUCGAUGUGCUUAUGGGCACAUUCACCAAAAGCUUUGGAGCCUCAGGAGGUUACAUAGCUGGAAAGAAGGACCUUGUGGAUUACUUACGGGUUCACUCCCAUAGUGCUGUUUAUGCUACAUCCAUGAGUCCCCCGAUAGCAGAGCAAAUCAUCAGAUCAAUGAAAUUCAUCAUGGGACUGGAUGGGACCACACAAGGGUUAAAGAGAGUACGACAACUUGCAAAAAACACAAGAUACUUCAGACAGAGACUGCAAAAAAUGGGAUUCAUUAUCUAUGGCAAUGAGGAAUCUCCCGUUGUUCCCCUGCUCCUUUACAUGCCUGGUAAAGUAGCGGCUUUUGCAAGACAUCUACUAAACAGAAAAAUUGGAGUGGUGGUCGUUGGAUUUCCAGCUACUCCCCUUGCAGAAGCUAGGGCACGGUUCUGUGUUUCAGCAACACAUACCCGAGAGAUGUUAGACAGGGUUUUGGAAGUGCUAGAUGAGAUGGGUGAUCUCCUGCAGCUGAAAUAUUCCCGGAACAGAAAGUCAGCGCACCCCGAACUCUAUGACGAGUCAAGUUUUGAACUCGACGAUUAAGUUUCCAGAUCCUGAAUGGAACCUAAAGACUUUGCCAGAAAGAUUCUCAUUUUGCCAAAAAAGAAUAUCAGUGGGUGUCUCUCCCUUUCUAAGGACAAUUUGGUUUUUGAACCAACUUAGUUGAACUGAGGGAGAUGUUGUUGUGUUCUUAAUGUCUCCAACUCAGGACUGCAGAGACAAAAAUAUGCUUUCAGAUUUAAUUUUCU
Messenger RNA from Molossus molossus (Pallas's mastiff bat), 2097 nucleotides. RefSeq names its product serine palmitoyltransferase long chain base subunit 3 (gene SPTLC3). The coding region runs from base 233 to 1891 and encodes 552 amino acids. Gene Ontology annotation, cellular component: serine palmitoyltransferase complex. Gene Ontology annotation, biological process: sphingosine biosynthetic process; ceramide biosynthetic process. The record is from RefSeq and is a predicted model, not a curated record. NCBI's taxonomy places the organism in Eukaryota, Metazoa, Chordata, Mammalia, Chiroptera, Molossidae. The transcript is spliced from 12 exons. Gene Ontology annotation, molecular function: pyridoxal phosphate binding; serine C-palmitoyltransferase activity.